GACGCCGCGACAGACGGAGGCUCCUACCACCUUUCGAGGCCGCGACCCUUGACUGAGAACCGCAGACGGAGGGGCAACGAAUGACGCCGAACAUCUUGCCUGCGGGAUCUGCUUAAAGCAUCCUUUCGUGACGGAUUGGCAGCCGUGGAGCCCAACCUCGGUAGUGUAAAAGCACAAAAUUCUUAAUUUGGACGAUCGGCAGUUGUUUCAUCUCGAGGAGAGUUUAUACUUUUUUCCAAGACGCAGAGAAAAGGGGAGGCUGUCUGUGUGGCGAGUGCUGGCGUGAGUUUUAAGCACACUGUGUUUAAGUCGUUAAGUUUCGGCGCAGUAAAACGGGAAAUAUAUUGUCUUAGAACACAACUCUUUUAAAAGCCACAGCUAUAGGCGAGAGGAAAUUAAAGAGAGAAAAAAAAGCUAGUAAGUGCUUUUCUCACACAACCUGAAAGUGAGAAGAGAAAGAGAGAGAGAGAAAAAAGUGAAGAAAGAAAAUACGAAUGAUUGUGUUUUCUGUCACUUUCUGAACGGAGAUCCUGUGACCAAACGCAUAGGAUUAACAUGCAAAAGUGAAGACAUCUUCUGUGUGAUGAAAUGGUCACUUUAAGGAUGACGUCUGGGGGGAUGUUGGCAACGGUGGCGGUGGCGUUGGCGGCGCUGUUGCCUCUUGCGUCGCCGCAGGAGGCGCUGGUGUGCCCCACGUGGGAGGAGAAUCCGUGGUGCCCUUGCUACAAUAAUGAAGACGGCAUCUUCAUGGAAUGCCCGAUGGUGUCCCUGGAGAUCGUGUCGAAGGUGCUCGGCCUCGUCAACAAUCCCAUCCACUCCCUGAGCAUCUACGACCUGGACCCUAACGUCACAACACUGCCCUCGGAAGUGUUCAGCCAGAGCGCCGGGGUCUCUCAGCUCCAGAUCUCGCACUCGAACCUGCAGAGCCUCGCUGAUGGGAGCUUCGAGGGUCUGGAAGGGAGUCUGGAGAAACUCACCAUCAAGCACUGUAAGCUCAACGCUAUUCCGCAGUCGCCUCUCUUCCAGCUCGGCCACCUCGCGAACCUGGACUUCGAGAACAACAACAUCACUGAGAUCCCCAGUUUCGCCUUCUCAAAGCUCACCCUCGUGAGCCUCAACCUGAAGGACAACAGGGUCAACUUGGUGUCAGAUUAUGCCUUCGAUGGCCUAAAAGAAACUCUCGAGGUGAUAAAUUUUAAUGGAAAUAACCUGUCGCAAUUACCGUUAUCCUCACUACGAAAGCUUAGUUCCCUAAAGAAGCUGCAGGUAGCCUGGAACCACAUUCCUGAUGUUCACCUGGAUGAGCACAAUGGCCUCCCGACUCUUGAGUUCCUAGACAUGAGCAGCAACAGAAUCAGGAAGAUCAAGAGUACUAGUUUGUCUGGAUUGCCAGAGCUCGUGUCACUCUCCCUCUACAUGAACUCCAUCAACAGUGUCGCAAGGGACGCCUUCAGGGCAAACCCGCUUCUGGAAUCGCUCUUCUUCAGCCAUAACAACAUCCGCCACCUCGCACGUGAGACUUUCAAAUACACACCCAAGAUAAGGAUCAUUGAUCUCGGAAACAACAACAUGCAGUCCAUUCUUGGCGGCCUCUUCUGCAACCUUCCUGAGCUUGAGGAACUCGUGCUUGCCAACAACAACAUCAGAGAGAUCGCAGAUAAGACCUUUGCUAACUCAACGAAAAUAAAGGUUCUGAACCUGGAGCACAAUGCCAUUAGGUUUAUAGAAUUGGAAACUUUCAGGGAGAUGAUCGGUCUGGAGACUUUGCUUCUGAGCCACAAUAACGUCCAGGAACUUUAUCCUCGAUUGUUUAUGUCAAAUAUCAACCUUCAAACUCUUAAACUCGACAACAACAAUAUUCAUCAUCUUGAUGAAUCUCUCUUCAAGAACACAGCGAGAAUGAUGAAACUCUUCCUUGAGAACAACAGAAUAACAAAGAUCGAGAGGGGACUCUUUUCACUGAAUUCAUACCUUCAAGAGCUCCACCUGGACAACAACGACAUCGAAGUCAUUGCAGCAGGAGCCUUUUCUAAACUCCGAAAGCUGGAACACCUAAGCCUCCAAGACAACGAAAUCCUUGCUCUCCCCGACGCCCUUCCCGACAAGACGAGUUCCCUUCGAUAUCUUCGUCUGAGCGGCAACAACCUCAACACCCUCAACGACCAUUCCCUCAAAGGGCAAGACCAGUUGGAUGUGCUUUGGCUUGACCGUAACAACAUCUCAGCUCUCGUCGAGGGUGUGUUCAAGGAUUCCGCUCUCCUUCGACAACUCCAUUUGCAGGAGAACCAGAUAUCGUACAUUCAGGAGCAGGUGUUCAUGAACAUGACAGAACUGCGAAAGUUGUACCUGUCGUACAAUCUUCUUGAGACGAUCAAUGAACGAAUGCUGUUCGGUCUGUCUGCCUUAAAUGAGCUACACUUGGACAACAACAUGAUAAGAGAAAUCGCUCCUAACUCUUUCCAUAAUAUGAGCAACUUAGAGAAAUUAAAUCUGUCAGGCAAUAUGUUAACGUCAAUCGAAAAAAGUUUAUUCAAGACUGAACUUCGCAUAACACAUUUAAUAAUUGAUAAUGCACAGGUGAGCGAAAUUGAAGAUGGAGCCUUCGAUACUUUGACUUACCUGGACACACUGAGCUUGAGGGGCAACGAUCUUUAUGAACUAAAUGGAGGAUACCUUAAACUUAGUCAGCUUAGAAAUCUUGACCUUAGUAAUAAUAACUUCCAGGCCGUCGGUUCAUCAGCAUUGAUUGACCUCCCUUUCCUUGAAACCCUUGACCUGAGUGAAUGUUCCAUUGAGGCAGUACCACAGAACUUCUUCGACAACAGCAAAACUCUGAGGUCUCUGAGCCUGCGUGGGAACAAUUUAACACACCUGGAGCCUCUUGUGUUUAGGAGCCUUUUCGAUCUCCUCAGACUGGACAUUUCUUACAAUGCUCUCGACGGCCAAAGCUGCAGGUCACUGCUGCCAAUUAAGGAACUUGAGCAACUCUCCAUAAGCGGAAACCCCAUCAAGCAUCUAUGCCCAUCCUUGGGACUUUUGCACGAGAUGAAGGAGCUCUACGCAUCUGACAUUCAGAUGACGGAUCUGAAGGUCUCUACAAUGGAAAGCCUGAGGCACAUCGAAGUCCUCGACAUCUCCGACAACCACCUCACCCACUUACCCAUCGGCAGCUUGCAAGACUCCUCCCUCAGGCGUCUCAACCUGGCAGGCAACAAGCUAAAGCAGAUCCCUGACACCCUCUUCGUCGACGGCGUCUCGUCCCUCGAGCUCCUCAACAUCUCCAACAACCCGCUGGACAGACUCGUCAACAAGCAAGUAGGAAAGCGCCUGGUACUGGACUUCCUCGAAGAGCUGGUUGCAACGGGGACCAAGCUGAAGGAACUGGCGAGUCACGAGCUGCUGCACAUGCCCUCCCUCAGGUCCCUCAACCUGGCCAACGGAACCAUCAGCAAGAUCGCCCAGGGGACCUUCAGGACCCUCAACCAGCUCUCUCAGCUCAAUCUCGGAUUCAACCUUCUGCAGACGAUGCCGCGAGAGAGACUGCGUGGGCUUCCCGCCCUCACACAUCUCAACCUCACGAGAAACAGGCUUAAGCAGCUUGACCAGUUCCCGUCGGACUCCGCGAGUAUGAAGGUUUUAGACGUCUCGGGGAACAUGCUCACCGAGAUUGAGGAGCACGUCUUCAGGCACACGGAGAGCCUCGAGAAGAUCUACCUCGGGGAUAACUGGAUAACCUCCAUUCACCCUCGAUCCCUGGAGCCUCUAGAUCGCGUCAGGCAUCUCGACCUGAAUCACAAUAACUUGGAAGUCCUUCAGCCUUUCGUUUUGCAUCCCAUUGAGAGGACACUGGAAACCAUUAAGCUCACAGGCAACCCUCUUGUAUGCAACUGCGACACACUGGACUUAUGGAUAUGGCUACAGAACCACCCGGGCCAGGUUGAUUCCCCACACCUAAUCGUCUGCGAAAUGCCCGAGACUUUGCGAGGCCAUUCGUUCCUCACUCUCUCCGCGUCCGUGUUUUGCCCUCAGUCUCUAAUCCUCAACAUGGACAUCCAGGACACGCAGAGCCAGGCGCUGCUGGUGUCCUGGCAGGCAGCCAACACCUCAGCUGUGUAUGGAUUCCGGGUGUCCUACAAAGCCAUAGGAGACGACAAAACGCCUCAAGAUGUCAUAACUUCCCCAACCCUCGGCUUAGGAUCCCGGGAAUACCUCCUGGAAGACCUGGAACCUAGUACCGAGUACCAGGUGUGCGUGCAUGGUAUGGCCAAGUCCCUGGGUCUCGUUCACCCUCACACUGUGGGCCCGACGGCGGAGAGUUUGCGGGAUAACGACGAGGGGUCCCGCUGCAUCCGCGGCCGCACGAUGUGGCCCGCGUCGGCCAUCGUGGCGGUGGAGCGCGUCGGCACGGUGCUCGGGGCGCUGAUCGCCACGGCGGUGCUGGUCGGCAUCUUCGUGAUGUUCGUGCGGUACCGCGUGUGCCGCCGCGCCGGCGAGAAGGGCGCGGUGGGCCACGGCGUGAAGCCCAACGGCGCCCCGCCAGACUACUACAGCCACCAUCACCACUUCCCGAAGGUGCACCGCGACGACGAGUUCGCCUGCUAGGGCGGGCGCGGGUGAGGGCUCUUUAGUGAACUGUGAUGCGCAGUGGCCAAGGAUGAGAUGAGUGAAGGUAACUAGUGUUGAGUCAGUAUAAGUAAUCAGUGACAGUGUUGGGUAUGGUAAGGAACUGUCGAUAAAUAAAGCGACAGUGAAAAAGAAACAUUUUGAGAGGUAUUCGGUGACGAAGAAGGAAAACAGGACGGAUAUUGGAAAGUAAGAAAUUGAAAGGAACAAAAAAGACAUUAUAAUUUCCUCUUACCGAAUGAUCGAAAUGAGAAACUUUUGAGGAGAUCCUGCCUUGGCAGGUUUUACAAGUUGCAAGAAAGUUUAUUCCUCAUUAUUAACAGUUUGAUAACUUCCUUAUGGCAUUUUCUUUCUCUAUAUGAAAGAAAAUACACAAACUUGUAAGAUAUCUUGCGGACUACGAGGAAAAAACGAUGUAUAUUCCUGUACAAAACACCGUUAGCGUUGUACUAGCUUCUGAUAAGAGGCUGAGAUUCAGAAUUCAUUCAUCCAGUGUAAUAUUCACAUCGAACUCGUUGACGUCAUCAUCUCACAGGUGACAUCACUCUGGUCCUCUCGUUGCGUCAUCGCGGCUCUCUGACGUCAAUUCAUAUUCUCUUAUGCUUUUGUUUUGACGUCACAACCUUUCCAUGAUGCCAUUCUCAUGCAGAUUCGUAGGGCGUGGUUCCCGAAUGUGCCACACACACGCAAGUGACGUGCGACAAGUGUUGGCACUGUCAGCUGAGAGUGCCACGUGUUAGUACCUCUUUAAGAUCAAGGAGGAAAUUGAACUCUACAUAAGGUUGACCUUGUGUGACCUAGUACGUUGACCUAGGACCACAGACUGCAAGUGAACCGCUGGAACCCGAGAACCAUCGCCAAAAAAAAAAAAAGUAUUAUGGUUUACGAUGACGCAACUGUGACGUAAUUAAGAAGUAACUAGUCUUCUAUCUCGACCACCUCCUCGAGAGGCUAAAAAAGUGUGUACAUUUUCUUAUAAGUGUCCCUCGAUUUUGUUUUUCUGUUUUCUUCUUUUUGUCAUUCUAUUUUUUAUUUUCUUGUUCUCUAUCUUCUUUCUUGUGUAUGUGAGAAAGACUUGAAGUAUGAUCUGUCUAACUGAUAAUGUUCGGCGUUAUUUCUAAGAUGUAGCUAUAAGUGUAUUCCAAAGAUAAGAUGUAGGCCCCGAUGCAUUUUCAGUAUAAACUCAUUGUAUGCAAGUGGACAGUAUGUGGAUGGGUGUGGGUUAGUCUGUAUACAUGGGACUAUUCGCGUUAGGCAUGUGUGUGUGUGUGUGCGUGCGUGUGUGUGUGUGUGUGUGUGUGUGUGUGUGUGUGUGUGUGUGUGUGUGUGUGUGUGUGUGUGUGUGUGUGUGUGUGUGUGUGUGUGUGUGCGUGUAUGUGUGUGUGUGUGUGUGUGCAGGCUUUCGUAUAUCUUAUGUUGUUUUCAUGUUUGUGUACGUCUGUGUACAUAUGUGUACUCGCAUAUGCUUUCAGGUCUGGUAUAUAACACUUUUGUACAGUGACGUAUAUCAGCCUGUGUCUGUUUCCAGAUGCAUUGUAUAUCUAAGUGUUGACAUUUUAACUCAAUGUAAAUUCUUAGGUCUUAGGAGUUUACUUUAGAAUGAUUUACUGAAAGGUGUGAACAAUGAUUUUUCAGAGGUUAUGAAGAUCAACCAAUGGGACUAUUUGUACAUUGUAAAUAAAUAUAAGAAAAAAAUGAGAAA
Penaeus chinensis is the source of this 6325-nucleotide messenger RNA. Its product is annotated as protein artichoke-like. Gene Ontology annotation, molecular function: protein binding. The record is from RefSeq and is a predicted model, not a curated record. The coding region runs from base 589 to 4602 and encodes 1337 amino acids. The transcript is spliced from 7 exons. NCBI's taxonomy places the organism in Eukaryota, Metazoa, Arthropoda, Malacostraca, Decapoda, Penaeidae.